GUGGUGGCGUAGUGACUCGCCUCAAUCUGGGUGGCGGAGGACGAAUCUCAGUUGCCUCUGUGUCUGAGACCGCCAACCCGCAUCUUAUCACGUGGCUUGUUAAGAGCAUUAUCGCGGAGACAUAGCGCAUGUGGGGGCUUCAUACUAUUCUCUGCGGCAUCCACGCACAACUCGCCACACACCCCACUGAGAACCGCAUUAUAGCGACCACGAGGAGGUUACCCCAUGUGACUCUAACCUCCCUAGCAACAUGGCCAAUUUCAUUGCUUAGGAGACCUGGCUGGAGUCACUCCGCAUGCCCUGAAUUUGAACUUGCGACUCCAGGUGUGGUAGUCAGUGUCAAUACUCUCCGAGCCAGGUCCCCUGUUUUCACCAUUCUAUAUGUAUUACUUAAUAUCAAAACUAAAACUAAACUAAGAAAUAACUAAAAAUGAAAACUAAAUUGGAUUGAAAAAUUUAAAACAAAUUAACUAUUAUAUGUAAACUAUUAUAACCUUCAUUGCUACAAAUGUAUGGAGUUAUAAGGUCAAGUUACUGUUGAAAAUUAAGCAUGUGUCUCAGAUGACCAUUGCUUUUUGUUUUAUUUUUUUGUAGGAUGCACAUAAGAAGUCUUCAAUGUGCUCUUCCCAUAAAACUGAGCUUCUUGGGACUGUCCCUUUUAAUCACCAUUCUAUGGGUGUUACAGAAGGAUCUGGGGAUACAGAAAUCUGACAAUUACUGGUUUCAGGGUCUUUCCCAACAGCCAAGAUACAGAGGCAAUGUGGGUUGGAAUUUCAGCGGCAUCAGAUAUUAUCAGGCGUAUAACACUGUACAACCCACUCAAGGGUUUUCAGUAGAUGUCAGGUGUUCCUUUGGGUUCUACAGCCCAGAGGAGCUUACACCUCUCAUUGAGAGACCUCUGGAAGGUCCAGGAAGACCUGGGGCGGAUGGAAAGCCCUUCAUUACAGGUAUGCUGACUCCUGCUGAGCUGCGGGAGAAACAAGAGGGUCUUUUUAAGAAUGGCUUCAAUCAGUUUGCAAGUGACCGCAUCUCCCUCCACCGCAGUCUUGGCGCAGACUCACGCCCCCCAGAAUGCAUUGACCAAAAGUUCCGCCGUUGUCCGAAGUUGCCCGUUACCAGUGUGAUUAUUGUAUUCCACAAUGAGGCAUGGUCCGCUCUCCUCCGCACUAUUUACAGUGUCUUGCAUACCACCCCAGCUGUAUUCAUUGAAGAAAUUAUAUUGGUGGAUGAUGCAAGUACUCAAGAGCAUCUAAAAGCCCCAUUAGAACAGUACAUCCAGUCUCUUGAGAUUGUACGUGUUGUACGGCAGCGUGAGAGAAAAGGUCUAAUCGCUGCCAGGCUUUUGGGUGCACGGGAAGCUAAAGGAGAGGUGCUUGCCUUCCUGGACUCCCACUGUGAGUGUUUCUAUGGUUGGUUGGAGCCCCUUUUGGCUCGUUUAGUUGAGGAACCUACCGCACUUGUGAGCCCAAAUAUUGCUAUCAUCAACAAGGACAAUCUAGAAUUUAUAAAGCCAGUGUCUUCGGCCCGUACACAAAUCCGUGGCAACUUUGACUGGGUCCUGAGGUUUGGCUGGGAGAGCAUACCUGAGCAAGAAAGAGUAAAAUGCAAAGAUGAGACACAUCCUGUCAGGACACCAGCUUUUGCUGGUGGGCUUUUUGCCAUUAACAAGCAGUUCUUUGAACACAUUGGAACCUAUGACGACAAGAUGGAAUUUUGGGGAGGAGAGAACAUAGAGAUGUCCUUUAGGGUAUGGAUGUGUGGGGGUCGCCUGGAGAUCAUACCCUGUUCUGUUGUUGGCCAUAUCUUCCGUUCCAAAAGUCCACAUUCCUUCCCCAAAGGUUUAGAUGUCAUCUCAAUCAACCAGGUCCGUCUCGCAGAAGUCUGGAUGGAUGACUACAAGAAGAUAUUCUACAACAGAAAGAAGCAAGCUGCCUCCAUUGCAAAGGAGAAAUCAUAUGGGAGCAUUAGUGAGCGCCUGAAGCUCAAAGAGAAGCUGCAUUGCAAAAAUUUCUCUUGGUAUCUUGAAAAUGUUUACAAAGAGGCCUUUGUGCCUGAUUUGAACCCAGUCCUGUUUGGAUCGUUGAAGAACAUUGCUACAAAAACUUGUAUUGAUAUUGUUGAGAAGAAUCCUGGCGGAAAGUCUGUGAUUUUAUUCAUCUGCCACAACAUGGGAAUAAACCAGUAUUUUGAGUACACCUCAAAUCAGGAGCUGAGGCAUAAUGUUGAUAAGCAGCUGUGUCUGCAUGCAACCAUUGAGCCUGCUCCAGUACUAGUGGAGCCGUGCAACUUGAACGGUGCCGGAACCGUACCUGCUCCACAGCAGACAUGGAGUUUAAUUCUUGUCUCUCAACAGAUCUAUCUUCUCCAAAAUGUUUUGUUUAAUAAGUGUUUAGCGGUGGAUAAUGGCAACGUCAUCAUGAGAAGCUGUGACCCUGUCAGCAUGUUUCAGCAUUGGGCUUUCACCUGAUCAGAAGUCAGAUUUACUUGAGGAAAGAUUAUGUUUGGGAAUAUUGCAUAAAUCAGAAUUGCUGCCCAGUGCAGGUACACAAAUGUUGCUUUACUCUUUUGCACAAAUGUAAGUUGUAAGUCUUAUUUUGUUUAAAAGUACAGUUAAAAUAAAGCAGGCUUAAUUGAAUGUAGAAAUAUUAAUGUUUGCCAAAUAAUGCACACUGUCAUGAAAUGUAAGGCUUUUUUGUAUGAUCCCAGCAUUAAAUGUUUUCAUAAAGCACACUGCACUUUUUGAACCCUGGACUGUUCAUUGAGUGA
Molecule: messenger RNA, 2766 nt
Organism: Xyrauchen texanus (razorback sucker)
Lineage: Eukaryota; Metazoa; Chordata; Actinopteri; Cypriniformes; Catostomidae
Product: polypeptide N-acetylgalactosaminyltransferase 6-like
Exons: 10
Coding region: 596-2467 (623 amino acids)
Cellular component (GO): Golgi apparatus
Source: RefSeq, a predicted model, not a curated record